Molecule: messenger RNA, 1997 nt
Organism: Cynara cardunculus var. scolymus (artichoke)
Lineage: Eukaryota; Viridiplantae; Streptophyta; Magnoliopsida; Asterales; Asteraceae
Product: protein NRT1/ PTR FAMILY 1.2-like
Exons: 4
Coding region: 87-1859 (590 amino acids)
Biological process (GO): transmembrane transport
Cellular component (GO): plasma membrane
Molecular function (GO): transmembrane transporter activity
Source: RefSeq, a predicted model, not a curated record
CUGGGGCCGGCCAUGGCGUCACCGUCACUCCGAUUCCAAAUCACCAAACAACAGAUCGCAAAUUCCUAAUCAAAGUCGAUCAAACGAUGGAAAAUCGUCGAUUAUCCAUGGAAGGAGACUCGAAUGAAGAACUACAAAUCAAAUUACUCACUCCCGAUCGUCAUGAUCGUAAGGGUGGUAUGAAAACCAUGCCCUUCAUUAUAGUGAACGAAGCAUUUGAGAAAGUAGCGAGUUAUGGAUUGAUGCCAAAUAUGAUAUUCUAUCUGAUGGAGGUUUAUCACAUGGAAGCAGCAACUGGAACAAGCAUACUCUCUGUUUGGUCGGCUUUUUCAAAUGGUCUCUCCAUUUUUGGUGCUAUCAUCUCCGAUUCUUAUUUGGGUCGGUUUCGGGUCAUCGUUAUGGGGUCUAUCUCUGCUCUUCUUGGGAUGACUUUUUUGUGGUUGACUACCAUGUUCCCACAAUUAAGACCUUCAUCUUGCCACGAACUCGACUCGAGUUGCAGCCCUGCAACAGCAACCCAACUCGCUUUUCUUUUCUCGUGUUUCGGUCUACUCUCGAUCGGAUCUGGCUGUAUCGGACCAUGUUCCAUAGCCUUCGGUGCAGACCAAUUACGAAAACACGAUCGAGCCUCCAUCGACAACCUGAGGAUCAUCGAUAGUUACUUUAAUUGGUACUAUGCAUCAAUAGCCAUUUCUACUGUUUUUGCGUUUACUUUCGUGGUCUACAUUCAAGAUCAGUUUGGUUGGGAGGUCGGGUUUGCGGUUCCUGUCUUGAUUAUGCUUUGUUCCACUCUUAUGUUCUUACUCGGCUCGUCUCUUUAUGUCAAAAUCGAAGUCAGCCAGAGCCCGUUUUCAGGGUUUAUUCAAGUUUUGAUCCUUGCUUUUAAGAACCGUAAGAUCAGUCUUUCUAGCGAUGACUGCUACAAUCAUGCCAAUGGAAUGGAUCGAGUUGAGCUAACCGAGAGCUUAAGGUUUCUCAAUAAGGCAUGCGUUGUCAGAGAUUCGAACAUGGAUUCUUCGGUCUUGAAUCCAUCGAGUCUCUCCACUGUCGAAAAGGUGGAAUCACUCAAAUCGCUAAUUCGGUUAGUACCCGUGUGGUCUUCGGGGAUUUUGCUAUCUACCGUCGCUUCACAGAACUUCCCAACACUCCAAGCGAAAACAAUGAACCGACAAGUCACCUCAUGGUUCGAGAUCCCGGCUGGAUCGUUCAACGUGUUCUUGGUCUUGACAGUCUCAAUAUGGAUUGUAUUUUAUGACCGAAUCUUGGUUCCACUUCUAGCAAAGCACACACACGAGCCUCGCGGGCUACCUCCAAAAACCCGGAUGGGAAUCGGGUUUCUAAUCUCAGUCGGGGCCAUGGUGGUAUCAGCGGUCGUGGAAACCGUACGGCGGGACUUGUCAAGGUCCCAUGACAACCCGAAUACGACAAUCGUCAUGUCGUCAAUGUGGUUGGUUCCACAGUAUGCGUUGCUAGGUGUAGCCGAGGCGUUCAAUGCGAUUGCGCAGAUAGAGUUUUUUUACUCGGAACUUCCAAAAAGUAUGUCGAGUGUUGUGAUGGCGUUGUACAUGAUGAGCGUCGCGAUAUCGGGCCUCGUUGGAAGCCUUUUGAUCAGCGUUGUGGACUCGGUGACGAGUGAAGAAGGUAAGGUAAGUUGGUUAUCGAGCGAUAUCAAUGAGGGUCAUAUAGAUUACUAUUACUGGUUUCUUGCAUUCGUGAGUUUGCUCAACUUUUUCUACUUCUUGAUCUGUUGCCGUGUUCACCGGAGUAUUUCGCCUGAAAAGAGUAAGUUAUCAGAUGAGCUGAUCGGAGAAGAAGAUUCUGAUAUUAAGCAUGGAAGUUCAACUGUAGAUCAGUCAUAACUUGCAAAGUUAUUGUAAUGCAAUGUGUAAGCUAUAUUAGUGUUCGGUUCAUUUUCUAUUAAGACCUGUAUCGAUAAAGAUGCCUGUAUUGAUAAACUUGUCUGUAUGACAACAUAUAAGUUGUUCGGUUGUCUUGCU